This is a messenger RNA of Scophthalmus maximus (turbot), 2249 nucleotides long. RefSeq names its product ras-related protein Rap-2b-like. The coding region runs from base 490 to 1038 and encodes 182 amino acids. Lineage: Eukaryota; Metazoa; Chordata; Actinopteri; Pleuronectiformes; Scophthalmidae. Gene Ontology annotation, cellular component: plasma membrane. Gene Ontology annotation, molecular function: GTP binding; GDP binding; GTPase activity. The record is from RefSeq and is a predicted model, not a curated record. The transcript has a single exon. Gene Ontology annotation, biological process: Rap protein signal transduction; negative regulation of cell migration.
GAGGUCAGAGGUCACGCCGGGCCGCGGGCUCCGCCCAGUCAGCUGACUGCCGCGGCUCCGUGUGACGGCUCCUUUAAGAGAGCGGAGCUGAGCCUCGGCCUCUGACGCGCCGAGGAGGAUGUGGGCAGGAAGCGCCGCGCAGGAGGAGAGCGGAGCGGAGCGAUCACGCUUGCCGAGCUGCGUUGCACGAUACGGCGCGACCAGAAUGCGCUUUGGUUCGCCUCGCUGAUGUGCCGGAGCGGCCACUCGCCUCGGAUCCGCGCCCGGCGGCCGUCGCCGCGCAAGGCCCGCGCGAUUUGCCGGGGUGGAAUUUGAGUCCCGCCCGAGCGAGAGCGCAGCCUUCCCAGCCUGCUCGGUCGGAAAACAUCGGGGCUGGUCAGCGGGUGGGCGAGAGGAGGCUUCGUCGCGGCGAGAAAAAGAAAAGGAGGUGUCUGUCUGUCUUUCCUCCCCCCUCCUGCCCCCCCUCCAGCUCCCCCCUCCUCCCCCGCCAUGAGGGAGUACAAAGUGGUUGUUUUGGGGUCGGGCGGAGUCGGCAAAUCCGCGCUCACCGUGCAGUUCGUGACGGGCUCCUUCAUCGAGAAGUACGACCCCACGAUCGAGGACUUCUACCGGAAGGAGAUCGAGGUGGACUCGUCGCCGUCCGUGCUGGAGAUCCUGGACACGGCGGGCACCGAGCAGUUCGCCUCCAUGCGGGACCUGUACAUCAAGAACGGCCAGGGCUUCAUCCUGGUCUACAGCCUGGUGAACCAGCAGAGCUUCCAGGACAUCAAGCCGAUGCGGGACCAGAUCAUCCGGGUGAAGCGGUACGAGCGGGUGCCCAUGAUCCUGGUGGGCAACAAGGUGGACCUGGAGGGCGAGCGGGAGGUGUCGUCCGGCGAGGGCAAGGCGCUGGCGCAGGACUGGAGCUGCCCGUUCAUGGAAACUUCGGCCAAAAAUAAAGGCUCGGUCGACGAGCUGUUCGCGGAGAUCGUGCGACAGAUGAACUACUCGUCUGUCCCCAGCGGCGGCGACAAGUGCUGCUCGUGUGUCCUGUUCUGAAAAGUCAACAACAACAACAACAACAACAACAAACAAACAAACAGAGAACAGUUUGAGUUCAUAACUUUUAAUGUGGGGCAAAAGUAUUCUCUCUCCUCACACUGUUGUCUUAUUGUUGCCCACAAGCGGGGGAGAAUCGACAACAACAAUCGAUUAUAAUGUAUAAUAGUCUGGAAACGUGUUUACAUGACGAAGUACUUGAAUGUUUUUGGGGAUUUUCUUUCUUGUCGUUGUUUUUAAAUAGCUUUGUAUAUGACACUUCUCUGGAAAUGUGCCUCAAUGGGAAUGUCUUAUUGUGAAAACCUAAGAGACGCGUGAUUUCCGUUUCUUUCUCUCUCUCGCUCUUUAUUUUGUGCUUUCAUUCGUUGAGUUGUCACUGUUUCAUCUUCUGGGCUGGGUCCAUCAGUCGUGGAAGUCUUGUGGUGGUUGUAGGUGGUGACGGGGUAGUUAUUAUUAUUAUCAUUAUACCCUGUUAUGAGGCCUCGUCAUAUUUAAAAUCUCCCAUAAAGCCUUGCUCAAAUCCAACCGUAGUUUUGCUCCAAAAGGUCAAGAGGUGCCGACCCGCCCACUACAGGAUGCUGUAUUUGAAGCUGUGGAUUGUGGUGGAGUUGUGUAACGGCUACAUAUCUUUGUCCCCCACCCCCUCUUCUCUCUCUCUCUCUCUCUCUGGUCCGAUGGAAGUGGAUUUAUCAUGGAACUUGCACUUAGCUGACGGUGUCCCUCCUCAGUGUGCACAAACGAGGACCUUGGUGCGUUGCUGUCGCUGCGUGGGGAACGCCACGGCCCCAUGUCAAGUGCCUUCCUCAGAAUACUCCUGUGACUGUGCCAACAGAUGAGCCCUAACUUCCUCUGCAGUGCGUCUUGAUGGCAAUCAGAACUUCUUCUUCUUCUUCUUUUCCUUUUUUUAGCCGUAUUUCAGUACACUCACCAAGGCUUGUACCAGACCUGCUCUAUCCAGGGUCAGAUUCAGGCCAUUUCUCGAGGUACUUGUCCAACAAGAACUCUUUUUUUUUUUUUUUCUCUCUAAAUGGCAAGCCAUGUCUGUCUGUAUUAUCUAGAUUUUUGUUUCUCUCUCUCUCUCUCUCUCUCUCUCUCUAAAAAUGUGACAUUUUUGACUUUACUGUAAUUGUAAUUCUCCCUUUGGACAAAUCCUCUGCCAUCAACCUGUCAGUUUGAAAGACUUGUAAUACAAAAAAAAGCAUUUUACGUAA